Molecule: messenger RNA, 3570 nt
Organism: Serendipita indica DSM 11827
Lineage: Eukaryota; Fungi; Basidiomycota; Agaricomycetes; Sebacinales; Serendipitaceae
Source: the annotation of a GenBank genome assembly
AUGGCGCAGCAAAACGCGCGACUUCAAGCCGUCGAAGAACGCCAGCUCAAACCUAUCUAUGAGGCAUUGGACACCGGAAAUGCAAAAUCCGCAUUGACCCAAUGCAACAAGCUCCUAAAAAAGUAUCCAAGUCCACCUCCCCCAGGAUCGGCUCUUUCCGCUCCAGCCAACUCUUCAACAAACUCUCGACAGCUCAUCACGGCGCUGAAAAUCCUCGCGCUCGUCAGAGGAAACAAGCUCGAUGAGGCGAGCGCACUCACCACUGCGCUCCUCGAGGAGACACCGACAGAGGAUUCGGUACUGAGUACACUUGCACACUCGCUCAAACCUCUUGAUCGUCCAAAGGAUAUGGUGGGCAUGUGGGUCAAUGCCUGGAAUCGCUCACAAAAAGAGUGUGACGAGAUGAAGAAACGUGCCGCAAAGAUCAAAGGUUCAAAGGGCCUCUUAGAAGCGGAGAUCUCUUCCAAAAUGCAGCAGAUUGAGGAGCUAGGAGCUCAAGCGUUCAUGGCCAUGGUCAAGACGGGUCAUUGGGCCAUGGCACAGUCGACAGCCUUCAAGCUUUACCGGGCAUUUGCGCCACCAAAGGGACAAGAAGAAGCCCAAGCUCCUCCAGCUCUUCGCUAUCUCUAUUGGUCUGUCAUGGCUUCGCUCAUGCAAUCCGAUCAUCCCAACCCACCCCCUCCUGUGCCAGUUUUGGUCAUGAUUCCACCCCCAGCAUCUGUUAAGGAGUGGGAGGACAAUCGCAAAAAGGAAGAAGAAGAAGAUCGCAAGCUCCUCGAGGACUAUGUUGCGAAGCAUGGUGCACCACCACAAACAACUGGCCCGGAUCUCUCCCUCAGUCGUCGCAAGAAGCGGACGUUGGCACUCACGCUCGCUCAGCGUCUUAUUGAGACCAUGGUCGAAACAAAAGAAGCAGAGGCUAUCGGCCCCCAAAAAGUACUGAGAGGGAUGACUGUUGAACGUCUCUGGCUAUGGGGAGAUGUUCUCAGAAGAAUCGCAGAAGCUGGAGACCAGGAUAAUGGUCCAGCCGAGGAAAGCCGAUGGUUGGUACCCAAUCAGCUACUGAGCACUCCACUGGUCCAUAAUGUAGCCAAUAACUCGCUACAUCUCGAGGAACUUCGUGCCGACGUCGCUAAAAAGGCCAGCGAUUGGAAACAGGAAGCAGAGACGAUGGCCAUGAGGCUUGACAAGGGUAAUCGAAACUGGACGACCUUCUCAACGUUUUUCGAUGCUAUGUUCAAGUUCUUCAAAAAUGCGGGCGACUCGCCAAAUCAAGACAAUCUUCCUUGUCUUGUGCAAUCACCAGAACCCCCUACACCCAAGCAAGAAGGCGAGGGGGCCGACACCGAGAAAACAGAACAGGAGACUACUCCAGCUCCUGAACCAACCAAGACUCCAUUGACACUAGCAGAGACGCGCAAGUUUGUAUACAGUCUCGCAGAGAAGGACGACGCAAAGGUGCCAACAGGCGAGAGGGCAAGUCAUCUUGGUGUCCUAGAGUUUGAAAGGCGGGUCAGAAACUCUGGCCUUGCCGAUGAAGGUGCACCAAACUAUGUGGACGCGCUGACAGCAUACUUUGACAUGUUUGGCACCAAAGCCGUCCUAUUGGAGGACUUGCUCCCCUACGUUCGGGAGCUAGAAGGGGAUGAAAAGGCCAAAUGGGAUGCUCAUCUCGAAAAAAUUGUGCAGAGCACCUCGGAUUUGAACACUGUGCAGCAGACAAUCAACAUUCUCAAGCUUCAGAGAUUAAGCAGCUCGAGUGACGCAACGACCAUUGACUCGGAACUUCAGUUUGCGAAGCAUUGCCUGAAGCUAUACAUUGAGGCGUUGCCAUUGGGCAAGGAACUCGUCUCGACAGAGUUACAACCGGCCGACGACCUCGCUCUUCUCGCCGCCUCGGCACUUCUCAACGCAUAUUACAUCCAAUGUCAAGGGCAAGCACCAUCUGAGGAAACCCCAGCGCUUGCACAGGACAAAUUUGUGGCCCUUCUCCUUGACGCGCUCGUCGUACUGGAGCAAGGUGCCUCCAAGUCACGAUGGGCGUAUCCGUUCCGACUUCUACUCGUUCGACUGUAUCGGCUGCUCGGUGCUCCUGCUCUCGCUCUUCAGAACUUCACCAUGGCAAACCUGAAAGGCAUCCAGCAUGACACGCUCAGCCACCAUGUGCUCUCUCGAGCAAGCACCUUUAGUCUUGGGAGCGCUGGCGAUUUGAGUUUGAUCAACGAGUGCGUUGAGAGCAGCCAGAUAUAUGCUAUUCAUGGUGUUGAUGUAUCUGAGCAACUGGUCAAGGCCUUCCAAUUCGAACGAUAUUCGCAGAUCGCUGAAUUCGUGCUCCUCGAAGACAAGGUCGAAAACUCUUUGCAGAGGGAUCUGACCAAAUUGGAGCAUUUUAGAAUGAAGAACGUUCACGAAGGUCUGACCCCUGAGAAUGUCGAAGUUGAACUUGUCGAGCUCCGCUUCGUCUGGAGCAGAACACAUCACGACAACCGUGAUUUUGCACUUCUUCCCAACUUUCAACCCCAGGGCGCCGCAUCAAUAGAAGAUAUCACGAGUAUAGGUGGACGGCCUCUAUCGAAGCAAUGGUUUAUUACCAUGCUCCAGCUGUGGAUCCUCAUCCUUCAUGAGAGUAGCGAGCAGCUCUGGACCGAGGAAGAGCAAACCACUGUGCUCUCAAAGCUCAGGACCUUUAACGAAGCGGACCUCCAGCAAUUGACCGCGGCAGAGCAACUGUUCUUCAAGUUUAGCCGCGCAUGCAUCGCAUGGCUUGCUCCUCAUCACGCACCACUCAAACAUGCCGUCAUGACCAACGCUGUCUCUACCCUCUCCGCAGCCAAAGCGAAGUAUGCCGCAACGACCAAUGGAGCUGCGGCAACAAGUGUAACGGGCGGAGUGUCGAAUUCCAAAGCAAAGUCCAACAUUGGGAAAAAGUCCAACGGUCUGUCCAAUGGUACAGAAGGUACAGCAGCAUCUGGGGGUGAGGGAGGAAUCGGUGUGAAAGUUGGCGAUAUGAAGGUAUUCACUGGCAUGUUGACACUUCACGAACCCAUGGAAGUUCCACCCAUUCCGAAAGAUCUCGGCGAACCUGUCAAAGAGCCACCUACAGAGAUCCUUGAUAUGCUCGAUGAAUUCCAAAAACUUUUCGACGAUACUCUGGCCAAGCCUACAAGCCUUCCAUGGGAGCACCUACACGUCGCACAAAUGGUCCAUGAAACAGUUUUCGUCGCUCACCUCUUGACCGCGCGAUUCGCUCUUGGUGGAAGCAAGAAGAAGACUCACCCGAGCUUCAAGCCGCUACGAGUCAAGGCAAUGUCCCUACUCGAACAUGCUGCGCAAGAGAUCACCAAACUUGGCGACGCAAUCGACUUUUCCCCUGAAACUCGGCAGAAGUGGCUUCAGGACCGUCGAAGCAGUGGCGUACUGGAUAUUCUACCCGACCAGGAAGUUUCACAAGUUGGCAAGACGUACCUCGAGAGCAAGAAGAAGAUGUUUGAACAGCUCGGCAAAGGAAUGACCAAGGCUCAACAAACGUUGCCGAAGUCUGCCGCGGGAGUACCCGCCGGAACCAACUAA